GUCGUAACGGAACGGCAGAAAAGCAGCGGCCAUCAGACAGAGAAGGGGGAGUAAACACCUGAAGUCAACACAGUGCCGAAAGUUGUUAGACUUCUGUUUAGUUGCUCACGUUGAAGUUGAAAUGUGCCACAUACCGUGACGUUGUUAUUCGUAGGUGUCUACGAAGCAAGACUGCAAUCGUCUAAGGGAAGACGGAUCGAUCUGUAUUUAUAAGGGAUAUUCUGUCCUUGGGCUUCGUUGAUUUGUUCUACGCAACUGGAGACAUGAACGGUUUCACUAAAACCAAACAUGAAUAGAGACUGUUCACAAACUGAACCAGAGACUUUUCAGAACCUCAGUUGAUUUACCAUAGCUGAGGAAAAGUGUUGCCUUCGUUGGAAACACAUGUUUUGCCCUCAUUUAACUCAUUCACGUCUGCCAUAGUGGUCCCUCUUCCAGCCACCCCGUCCCCCCUCACCUAUUUAUUUUCCCCCCAUUCUCUGAAAUGGCAACCCUAGCAGUCAAACCCACAACCUUAGACUUGCCCCAAGCCUUUGGGCAUAUCCGAUCAAGCAGUGACUCCAAUCUUCUGGAGAAAAGCCAUAGAUUUCCCAACAAGGAUUAUGAGGAAAGUCCAGAGGAGUAUUAUGGUGACAGACCGGAGACUGAGGGCUUCUCUAUUGAUCCAGACAAGAGUGAAAGUGACCAAGACACGGACUCUGAUGUCCAGGAUCUGGCAGGGGAAUUCCGUUCCCGUCUCAAUAGUAAAGGACACAAUAGCAACAGUAUUACCGAAAAACUCCACGAGGAACUUAUAAAGGCCAAAGAGGCUCUUGAGUUGAAGGAUGAACAGGUUUCUAAGCUGACCAGAGUAAGAGAAGAAAUGGAUCAGGAAAUCACAGAAUUAACAGCCAAGCUCUUUGAGGAAGCUCAUAUUAUGGUCAAUGAGUCCAAUGUCAAGAGAGCGAAAGCAGAGAAGAGAUUGAAAGAGGCCACCGGGAAGAUUGAUGUACUCCAGGCGGAAGUACAAGCUCUCAAGAUACUGGUGCUGACGUCCACACCAAGCAAGCCCAACCCUCAGUCUGCCACUAGCUCCAAGAAACGCAGCAUCCUCUCCAAGAAGCCCGCCAAAGGUAGCCUGUCGCCAAACGUGUUCAGUCACCACAGAAACCACAGUCUGCAAGGGCCCAUCUCGGUAGAGAUGACUGGGAACCAGAGUAACGGGGUACCAGCGACUUCACCGACUCCCGAGAGUCCCAAGAGAGGAGAGGCCGACCCAGUUCUCCUACGAGAGUUCCAGGCCUGGAAGGAGCAGCCCACCCUUAGCCGAGACGAACCCUUCAUCUCAAGAAUCUUCUCUGAGGAUAUCUUCCCGUGCCUCAACUUCCCAAACCAGACAAUCUCUGAAAAGUUACAGGACUGUGUUGAGAAAUUCACUCUCUUCAUCGAGCCCCUUCCUGAUAAAGGCUCACUACCAAGGCGGUGCACAUUAACCGACCAGCAGCGUGCCUGCCACUACCGCAUCAAGCUUGGAGAAUCAGAAGAAUCUGUGAAUAUCUGCACAGCGGCCAGGAACCGAAUCGCUGCAGUAUGUGAUUUCUACACCUACCUGAGAUACAUCAAGCAGGGACUAGUCAAAAGUGAUCUGCAAGAGAUUUACUGGGAGAUGAUCAGACUACGCAGGGAGAUGGCUCUGACCAAACUGGGACUUCAAUGAAGAAAUGUUCUCUGAGGAGUGUUCUGCCUGUGCUGCCCAAACCAGUGUGUAGCCCACCAAGCUAAAUCAAUCACAAGAACCAUCUCUGUCCUCACAGGUACCCAUUUGCCCCUGGUGAAGAGAAGCACUAUGAUAAGUUAUCACGCAAGCGCCAGUGGUAUAUGGAAAAAUAUAGCGCUUCUGCAUCCCAUAUGGACAUGGGAGGCAGACGCGCAAUAUUUUUUCGUAUUCCACGAGCACGCGUGUUAUGACGAAUUUAUCUUCCAGUUUUACGUGCAACGCGCAAAGUUAAAAAUUUCAGAACGUUAUUUCGCGACGAACAGCAUGCACGCACACAAAGUUUAGAACGUAAUUUUUGCACGGAGCGUGAUGCAUUGACACUCACAAUACGCACUGUGUAAUUAAAACAGAGGAAGUAUGAUAUAAAACAGAGGAAGUAGUAUAUAUAUGUUUUUAUCCCCCUAGUAGUUUGAGCAUCUGAUUGGUGGAUUAGCUCAUACUGGAAGAAAAAGUUAAGUGUCUAGCUAAAGGGAAAAGAGUGUCAUGACCGGGAAUUUAACCCCCCCACUCUGAUGUCCUUAGCCACCAGAUUCUGGUGCACUAGAUCACUCGGCCAUGACAUAACUUUGAAACAAGUUUUGAGUUGAAAUAACAAAGUGGUUGGCAUACACAGUAAUAAUAAUUGCAAUUAUUCAACCCUAAGAAAGGGCUACAAAAGACAUCUCUUUUUUUGUAAAUUUGAAGUGUAGUUAUAAUCUAGAAAAUUCAGUUUAAAAGAAGACUAAUUUAUUUUAGGAUGGAACAAGAGGAUGCACUUUUUAAACAGUAACUUGAUUGUUACUAGUAGCUGCCAUUUUAUACAAAGUGUUUAGAAAUUAUAUAUCAAAUUAAUGUUUUAUCAUCAUUUGUUUUACUUUUUUAUUUUAAAUCAUAACAACAUUUGCUGGAACAAAGACAAGUUAUGAAAAUAUUCAAUCUGAAAAAUGUUGAGGAAAUUGUGCAUGUUGACAUAUAUAUUUUCACUUAUAUCAAUGUUGUGUAAGCCCUUAAAGGCAGUGGACACUAUUGGUAAUUACUCAAAAUAAUUAUCAGCAUAAAACCUCACUUGGU
This is a messenger RNA of Asterias rubens (European starfish), 2806 nucleotides long. RefSeq names its product guanine nucleotide exchange factor for Rab-3A-like. Gene Ontology annotation, biological process: exocytosis. Gene Ontology annotation, molecular function: guanyl-nucleotide exchange factor activity. Gene Ontology annotation, cellular component: Golgi to plasma membrane transport vesicle. NCBI's taxonomy places the organism in Eukaryota, Metazoa, Echinodermata, Asteroidea, Forcipulatida, Asteriidae. The transcript has 10 exons. The record is from RefSeq and is a predicted model, not a curated record. Bases 485 to 1696 code for a protein of 403 amino acids.